Messenger RNA from Linum trigynum, 602 nucleotides. The record is from the annotation of a GenBank genome assembly. Lineage: Eukaryota; Viridiplantae; Streptophyta; Magnoliopsida; Malpighiales; Linaceae.
GGAGGAUAGCUUUCACACACCGCAGCAUACUACGAUGGGAGGCGGGCACAUGGGAUCAGGUAGUACAGACCUGCAUUUGGACGUCGAUGAGUGGGAGCGUGUCAAUCAGCAGCUUCAGGGUCAGGUCUUCCAGACAUCUAAUUGGGCAUAUGAGCAGCAGCGACGAGAGGGUGCACCGGAUGAGCAUGUUCAGUCUCAAGUAGAUGAUAUGUUCGGCACACAGGAUCAGGAUGAUGGGCCGGAGAGAGAUGAGCAGUUGCUUCCACAAGACAGGAGGCCAGCGAGGUGUGGUACUGGCGGCCAUCUAGUGGCAGAGCACGGUGGUCGUCGUGGUGGUCGGCGUGGUGGUUGAGGACUAUUUAUUGUUAAGUAAUUAUGUACUUCCUUGAGACUAUUUAUUGUUAUGUACUUAUUUUGGACUAUUUUUAAUAUGAUGUUCUUAGUGCUAUUGUCUAAAUUGAGACUUUAAAUUUAAAACCAACAAACAUCAACAACUAGUUCAGUUCAUAAAAGUCCAAACAACAACUUCAAACAACAACUUCUUCAAAUAACAACAACUCCAAACAACAACAACUUCUGCGAGAUAAAUUGAAAGAAAAACA